Thamnophis sirtalis is the source of this 1150-nucleotide messenger RNA. Lineage: Eukaryota; Metazoa; Chordata; Lepidosauria; Squamata; Natricidae. The record is from RefSeq and is a predicted model, not a curated record.
AUGGUGAGGAACAUUGAUGACUUCGAUUUUUGCCUUCCAUCCCAUCCUCAAUCUAUUCUGGAAGGACUACAGACCCUACGUUCCAACCCCAAACUUUCAGAUGUCACUUUGAUUGUUGGGGGACAGAAAUUCCCUUGCCACCGCAGUAUUCUGGCCCUCUGUAGUCAGUACUUCAAUGCUAUGUUUGCUGGUGACUUUAUGGAAAGCUUUUCAGCGCAUGUAGAGAUCAAAGAUGUAGAUCCUAUCACUAUGGAGUCCUUGCUUAAUUUUGCUUACACAGGAAAAGUGACCAUCAAUCAGAGGAACGUGGAAGCCUUGAUUAGGACAUCCAGCCAACUCCACUUCCCCGUCAUCCAAAAAGUUUGCAGUCGGUACUUGAGACAGCAGAUGGAUGCAUCCAACUGUUUAGGCAUUUGUGAGUUUGGAGAGAUGCAUGGCUGUUCAGAGAUUUCAUCUGAGGCGUGGUCGUUUUUGCAAGAAAACUUUGAACUUGUAUCUCAACAGGAAGAGUUUCUUCAACUAUCGAAAGAGAGGCUAAUUAUUUAUCUGUCGAACAACCUACUGCAAGUACAAAAAGAACAGAGCCUAGUUGAAGCUGUGCUCAGGUGGGUCAAGUAUGAAAAAUUGGCCAGAGUGAUGCACCUUCCAGAGCUUCUUGACCUAGUGCAUUUGGUUUCAUUGCCAGAUCAGUAUCUGCAAAACAUGUUGUCAUCUGAACCACUGAUUCAGGAAUCAGAAGCUUGCAAGGCUAUCAUUGCUAGACAUCGGAGCACGAGACUGAAGGCCCUUCCACAGAAGCUAGAAGAGGUGCUGGUGGUUGUGGGAGGCAGAGCUUUGGAAGAAAAUGAUGAAGAUGAAGAGGAGCCACACUUCUCCAGAAAUGUUGCUUUUUAUAAUACUAAUACUAAAACAUGGAUUGCUUUGCCUGAUUUUCCAGAUUACAAUAAAUGGGGCUUUUCUAUGAUUGCUCUAAACAACAACAUUUACAUUACAGGUGGCUCCAGAGGAUCACAGAAUGACACAUGGUCUACAACACAGUCCUGGUGCUUCUGCCUUAAGAAGGCUGCCUGGAAGUCCAUUGCUCCAAUGCUGAAGCCCCGAACAAAUCAUGCCAGUGCUGUUCUCAACGGAGAGAUCUAUGCUAUUGGUG